Molecule: messenger RNA, 2891 nt
Organism: Passer domesticus (house sparrow)
Lineage: Eukaryota; Metazoa; Chordata; Aves; Passeriformes; Passeridae
Gene: KCTD16
Product: potassium channel tetramerization domain containing 16
Exons: 3
Coding region: 1110-2393 (427 amino acids)
Biological process (GO): protein homooligomerization; regulation of G protein-coupled receptor signaling pathway
Cellular component (GO): presynaptic membrane; postsynaptic membrane; signaling receptor complex
Molecular function (GO): protein binding
Source: RefSeq, a predicted model, not a curated record
GAAAAGUCUGUAGGUACACAAGUAAUGAUUUUUCUGUCUUAGCCUUGAAAAGUAUUCUUUUUGGCUAUUUUGUUUUAAGUUACCACUAUGUUUUUAGAAGAAUCUCACUGAAGUAUCUGCAGCCUCAGCUGGUGUAAUACACCAAGGCUGUGGAUUCAAUCCCCGUGUGGAUUAAUUUAAGAGCCAGACUCCAUGAUCCUUGACCCUUCCAACUCAGAAUAUUCUGUGAAUCUGGGAACUUAAGUGCAGUCAGCAAAAGCUACCCCUGCAUGGUGACUCCAUCACACAGAGACUUCACUCUAAAGCUUUUAGCCAGCGUUUGAGUAAAAGGCUUUCUUUUCUCAUAUGCUAUCAUUCCGAGAAGGGUAUUUUUGCCCAGAAGUGGUGGGAGCUGUCACGGGGCCGUGCUGCCCCGUUCCCGCGGACGGCCGGCAGAGUGGGGUGCUCCGGGGAGCCUCUCCCGCAGCUGCUCCGCUGGGUUUCGGCCGCCGCGGGGAUGCCGGCUCCUCUCUCCGUGCCCGCAGCGCCCGGGCCAGCAGCGGGGACGGACACGAGGUGGCGGUGCCGGCGCGCCCGCGGCUCUCCCCGUUAGAGACCCACAAGUAGAGCGGGUCCUCCGCACCGCCGGAGCCGCCCCCGGUCCCUCCUCCUCCCUCCCUGCCGGCUCCGGGGAGAUGAGGAGCGGCGGCAGCGGGAGCGAGUCCCGGUGCUGCCCGGCAGCCGCGGCCGCGCGCUCCGGGAGCCCCCGCGCUGCCGGCCCGCAUCGCCGCCGGGGACCCCGCGCAGCCGGGACAGACCUGUGAAUGACCAUAGGCUUGGCUUGACCUUGAUUUUGAUGGCUUUGUUGGAAGAUCUGAUGAUGUGAUUGCAUGUCAUGAGGUGAUUGCUCUCCAGCCUCCAGCCUCCGUGGCUCAGUGCAUAAACCACUUCUGCCACACUGUCACUCAUGGACAAUUCUGAUUUUUCUUUUAAACAAUCCUUUUGGCUGUUUUUAUCUUCUCACUCUUAUUUCCCCCUUGUUUCUUCUUAAUGUUGGGAGCUUUAUUCUACCCUCUGAUGUGAUUGAUAGUCCUGCUUCUCCGUGCUGCUGAUUUCCAGUUUCAACUACAAUGGCUCUAAGUGGCAACUGCAGGACUUACCUUCCUGCCCGGGAGCAGGGCACGGGGCUGCACUCCUUCCCCGAGGUGGUGGAGCUCAACGUGGGCGGCCAGGUUUACUUCACUCGCCACUCCACCUUGGUUGGCACCCCUCACUCCCUGCUCUGGAAAAUGUUCACCCCAAAGAGGGACACAGCCAACGAUCUGGCCAAGGACUCCAAGGGAAGGUUCUUCAUUGACAGAGAUGGUUUCCUGUUCCGAUAUAUUCUGGACUUUCUCAGGGACAAGCAAGUGGUUCUGCCCGACCACUUCCCAGAGAGGGGAAGGCUCAGGAGGGAGGCUGAGUACUUCCAGCUCCCGGACUUGGUCAAGCUCCUGACUCCCGACGACAGCAAGCAAAGCCCUGAUGAUUACUGCCACAGCGACUACGAAGAGGUGUCCCAGGGCAGUGACACCAGAAUAUGCCCCCCCUCGUCGCUCCUACCGCCGGACCGCAAGUGGGGAUUCAUCACCAUCGGCUACCGUGGCUCCUGCACUAUUGGCAGGGAGAGCCAAGCAGAUGCCAAAUUCAGGAGGGUCCCAAGGAUUUUGGUUUGUGGAAGGAUUUCUUUGGUCAAAGAGGUUUUUGGAGAAAGUUUGAAUGAAAGCAGAGACCCGGACAGGGCUCCAGAGAGGUACACCUCCAGGUUUUAUCUCAAGUUCAAGCACCUGGAGAGGGCUUUUGACAUGUUGUCCGAGUGUGGAUUCCACAUGGUGGCCUGUAACUCCUCGGUGACGGCUUCCUUCGUCAACCAGUACACAGACGACAAGGUCUGGUCCAGCUACACCGAAUAUGUCUUCUACCGCGAGCCCUCCCGCUGGUCCUCGUCCCACUGCGACUGCUGCUGCAAGAACGGCAAGGGCGACAAGGAGGGCGAGAGCGGCACGUCCUGCAACGAGCUGUCCACGUCGAGCUGCGACAGCCAGUCCGAGGCCAGCUCCCCGCAGGAGACCGUCAUCUGCGGGCCCGUCACGCGCCAGCCCAACAUCCAGACUCUGGACCGGCCGGCCAAGAAGGGCCCGGUGCAGCUGCUGCAGCAGUCCGAGAUCCGCAGGAAGAGCGACCUGCUGCGGACGCUCACCUCCGGCUCCCGCGAGUCCAACUCCAGCAAGAAGAAAGCAGUCAAGGAGAAGCUCUCCAUCGAGGAAGAGCUGGAGAAAUGUAUCCAGGAUUUCCUCAAAAUCAAAAUCCCAGAGAGGUUUCCCGAGAGGAAGCACCCCUGGCAAUCCGAACUGCUGCGGAAGUACCACCUCUAGGCUUCGGGUGGGCAGAGCACACGGCCUUGUUACGCUAGAGCCAGAUCCCAAGUGACACAACAGUAAUUCCCAACAACAACUAUUUGUUAGGUCGCCAAAACCAAAAUCCAUCUCUAGUACUGCCUAAUUUGCCUAUUUCACCUUAACAUUUCUAGUCGUAGGGGAACGAUAUUUUUGCAGUCCUGGAAGCACAAUGACAAACGCUUUUGUUUGUAAACUUGGAGUCUUACACAAGCUGAAAACCUUAAGGGCACCAGCAGGCCCACCCCGAGGGACGCUCGUGUGGCCCCGGAGCAGGCAGGGCAUGGGGAGGGCUCCGUGCCCUCUGCACCCUGCCGGGGGCACGGUGCCCGCAGGGAGGAGCACAGCACAACGCCCCAGCUCUGCCCCGGCAGUUUAAGCAUGUGUAUUUAUAUAUGUGCAUAUAUAUAUGUGUGUAUAUAUAUCUCUGUGUAUAUAUAUAUGUGUAUAUAUAUCAAUAUAUAUUGCUUAAAGAUU